Bacillus rossius redtenbacheri is the source of this 589-nucleotide messenger RNA. It is a transcript of the gene ND-B14.5B, whose product is annotated as NADH dehydrogenase [ubiquinone] 1 subunit C2. Gene Ontology annotation, biological process: mitochondrial electron transport, NADH to ubiquinone. Bases 137 to 478 code for a protein of 113 amino acids. The transcript has 3 exons. Gene Ontology annotation, cellular component: mitochondrial inner membrane. The record is from RefSeq and is a predicted model, not a curated record. Lineage: Eukaryota; Metazoa; Arthropoda; Insecta; Phasmatodea; Bacillidae.
GUCUGUAAAGAGGCGUAGUGGUAGGAUCUUACUCCCAAUGGCUAUAUAUCAUCUAUGAUUGGUAUAAUUAUAUUUUACCUGAAACUGUGCAAAUAAAUCAAAAUACUUAGGAGUUUGUGAAUAGUACUUGGUUAUAAUGUCUGCUGCGCUUGAAUUAUUGAGAAAUAAGAAUCAUAUAGAAAAAACGUACCUUGCUGACAAAUGGGCGCCUAUAUUAGGUGGCACGAUAGGAUUUCUUUCAGCAAUUGCGAUAAGGUUUGGGGCUCGUAGACCUUUACUGAGCGGCAUCCAGCUGCACGUCGCGCUGACGACCGUGUUCAGCGGCGCGUGCGUCUUCGUGGACAGGAAGCGCGAUGACUGGCACGCGGAGCGAGACGCCAUGAUGUGCCACUACAUCGAGCUGCAUCCCGAGGACUUCUCCGACCCAGAGAGGAGGAAAUAUGGUCAACUUUUCCUGCCUUGGAUUCCUGUGCGUUGAGUAAAAAAAAAAUGUGGUUAGCGCAAUAUUUAAGUGUACAUAAUACAUGAUAUUUUACAAUUUUAAACCUUGUAGUUUUUAUUUCAUUUGGAAAUAAAAGUAUUAAGAGUA